CAGGAGAAGCAGGUUUACAGGUAAUCACACACACGUUAUGGAGGAAGUAAACAGCGGCGCAGCUGCCAGGCAGUAGACGUUUAAAGAGGGGCUGUCUAGUCAAAACAACCAACUGCCCGGACACGGUGGAAGAAUUCCCCACAGGAAAAAGCAAACAUCAGGUGCUGCAUUUUUCCACUAAUACUGUGUGAUUUUCACAGUUUGUCCCGUCGCCCAGCCACCACGUGGACCUGCACACCCCCUCCUCACCCCCUCCCACUCCCUCUCCCUUCACUGUAUAAAUAAGCUCAUCUGAGCUUCACGCGGACUCAGACACUGACCUGUGGAGACAAAAAAAAACAACAACCAGUCACCGAUUAGUCUGUCUGAAGCCAGAAUGUGGCUCCAUCUGUCUCUCCUGCAUCUGUCCUGCUUGAUCCUGUGCGGCCAAAGCCAGGCCUCGGAUGCCGCCGGACGCUGCCGCUACACCUUCACCGUGGCCGGCCCGGUGGAGUCCAGCUGCACCGGAGGCAGCGAUAAAGCGGCGGUGGACGGCAUGUUGUCCCGGCUCACGCUGCUGGAGUCUCUGGUCAGCCGGCUCAUGGCGGGCGCGGACGGAGGGAUGGCGUCUGCCCACGAAGGGGGUCUCCAGGAGGCGUAUUCCCAGGUCACGAGGGAGAGGAACCAGCUGCAGCAGGAGAAGGAGCGGCUCAACGGGCAGAUCCAGGAUCUGCAGAGGAGGCUGGGCGAGCUGAGCCGCGAGGCAGAGCAGAUCGGACAGGCGCCCUGCCUGCAGACGCACACCUCAGCGGGAGGAGAGCAUGAAGCCAGGCCGGCCAGCGACCCUCCAUACAGUCCUGGGAGUGAGGCGUACCAGGAGAUGAAGGCUGAGCUGACGGAGGUUUCAGCAUCUCAUCUCCUCCCGGAAGCAAACCACAGCUUCACUGGCUGUGGAGAGCUGCUGUCAGUGGGGGAGCCUGUGUCCCACAGGAAGGCUGACAGCAUCACAGGGAAGUACGGGGCGUGGAUGCGGGACCCCGAGCCUCAGGGCGCUCACUACACCAACAGGACCGUGUGGCGGAUCGACGCCGUGGGCAAAGACGUCCGUCAGCUCUUCGCAUACGAGGACAUGGACCAGUUCUCGCGAGGCUUCCCCACGAAGGUCCUGGUGCUGCCCGAGCCGGUGGAGAGCACGGGGGCCGCCGUGUACCGGGGUUCCCUCUAUUACCAGCGCAAGAGCAGCCGCACGCUGAUCCGCUACGACCUGGCGACCGAGCGCGUGGCGGCGCGCGCGGACCUGCCGCACGCGGGCUUCCACGGCCAGUACCCGUACUCGUGGGGCGGCUACACCGACAUCGACCUGGCGGCGGACGAGCGCGGCCUGUGGGCGAUCCACAGCACGAGCCGGGCCAAGGGCGCCAUCGUGGUCUCCCAGCUGGACCCCGAGAGCCUGGAGGUGAGGAGGAGCUGGGAGACCAACAUCAGGAAGAGGACGGUGGCCAACGCCUUCAUGGUGUGCGGCCGCCUGUACACGCUGGCCAGCUACGCGGCGCCCAACACCACCAUCAACCACGUGUACGACACGGCCACCGGCACGAGGCGGCCCGCGUCCGUGCCCUUCAAGAACCGGUACCGCUACAACAGCAUGCUGGACUACAACCACGCCCAGAGGAAGCUCUACGCGUGGGACAACUUCCACAUGGUCACCUAUGACGUCACCGUCAGGUCCAGCCGCUGAGGAGUCCGUCACACAGAAGAUUCAUUGUAAAUAAGAUGUACAUAACAUACAAACACACUCAUAACGUGAAUCAUUUCUUAAUGCGAACUGUAAAAACUGUUUUAAAUUGUAAAAUGCUUCAUCUGCUACUACGAUUCUUGCCAUGUAAAUAUUUAUUAAAAACUGAAAUCCAA
Messenger RNA from Betta splendens (Siamese fighting fish), 1890 nucleotides. Its product is annotated as myocilin-like. Gene Ontology annotation, biological process: osteoblast differentiation; signal transduction. The record is from RefSeq and is a predicted model, not a curated record. Lineage: Eukaryota; Metazoa; Chordata; Actinopteri; Anabantiformes; Osphronemidae. Gene Ontology annotation, cellular component: Golgi apparatus. The transcript is spliced from 3 exons. Bases 377 to 1717 code for a protein of 446 amino acids.